Acanthosepion pharaonis is the source of this 681-nucleotide messenger RNA. The record is from the annotation of a GenBank genome assembly. Lineage: Eukaryota; Metazoa; Mollusca; Cephalopoda; Sepiida; Sepiidae.
AUGUUGACUGCUGAUGAGGGAAAGUUUGAUGAUAAGAUCCAUCAGUAUGUAAUGAUUGUCAUGGUACUGGUGGCCGUGACUGUGUCCGUCCCUAUCACAGCUGCUGUGUCGAUAUGCAUUAUUCGAUGCAAAGAUAAAAAAAACAACUUGAAUAGGAGCAGUGGAAAGACUUCCAUCAAAGUCUGCGAGCAAAGGCAUCUUAUUAAUACUGGAGUCAAUGCUCGGACAGUGGAUACAGACACUGGCAAAGGCACACACGGAAAGAAAUGCAGACGUGGAUUGUACCAGGAAGACAAAUCGGGUAAUGGAAAGAAGAGUUCAGCAUUUAGCAUGAAACUUCAAACAGCUCCAGAUGUCAUAUAUCAGGAAAUCGGGGUUGAUGAAGAGAACGAGCAGAGACAAUUCAUGAUCCCCGACUGUCACAGUGAGAGCGAGGAUGGCUGGAGUGAGGGUGAUAUCGGACUUACAAAGAAUGUUUCAGAUCUACGUCCAUCUGAUUGUUAUGAAUCCCACUCUUCAAGAACCGAGCAACUCCAUGGGAAAAUGGGGCAACAAAGGUUUUUUUGCCCUGAGCUUACAGCAACUACAUCUAGGUGCACGACAACACCCCAUAUUGGUCAUGUUCCAGACUGCACCCAAUGGACAUGCCUGAAAUUAUCAUCCACUACUGAUCACAGAUAA